This is a messenger RNA of Echinostoma caproni, 327 nucleotides long. Lineage: Eukaryota; Metazoa; Platyhelminthes; Trematoda; Plagiorchiida; Echinostomatidae. The record is from the annotation of a GenBank genome assembly.
AUGUGGGUCGAAUACUGCCAGGUUGCCCAGGCCAUCUCCAUGGCUUGUAACGCUAAAAACGACUCCGAGGUACAGAAUGCCUCUGAAUUCUCCAUAUUGCUCUUCGACAAUCUGAUUCAACCUCUCCUUGAUCUUCUCUCAUCUUUCAUCCUCGCCGGAGCUGUACGGACUCAACCCACUGCAUUCGUUCCUCCACCGUUUCACAUGAUGGAUGACUCCUUUCGUUGGACCCAGGCAGCUCAGGACUAUAGUGAACUACUUCCACCACCUGACCGCAAAGUUGUGCUUUUAUCCACAACAGAAGGCGAGGCCAAUGACAUCGUUUGA